Heteronotia binoei (common prickly gecko) is the source of this 2771-nucleotide messenger RNA. Its product is annotated as nuclear receptor subfamily 1 group D member 1-like. NCBI's taxonomy places the organism in Eukaryota, Metazoa, Chordata, Lepidosauria, Squamata, Gekkonidae. Gene Ontology annotation, molecular function: nuclear receptor activity; RNA polymerase II cis-regulatory region sequence-specific DNA binding; zinc ion binding. The transcript has 8 exons. Gene Ontology annotation, biological process: cell differentiation; negative regulation of transcription by RNA polymerase II; positive regulation of transcription by RNA polymerase II. The record is from RefSeq and is a predicted model, not a curated record. The coding region runs from base 150 to 1865 and encodes 571 amino acids.
GCCCUCCUGGGGGGGCUUCAGCUGUUACCCCCCUGCCCCUCCUUGCCCAGCUUGCCGCCCCCCGCCCCGUUAUUGUGGCCCUUCUUGUGCGGCCUGUCGGAAGGCCGGGACCCGGCUCAGCACCAAGUAAGCUGCCCAAAGCUCUGGGGAUGCUUCUCUCCUCCACACCUCAAAGCUACAGGCCGAGUGGGACUGGCUCAGUUCAGCGACCCGACUGCCCAAGCCACAGUGGCGUCAUCCUGUAUGUUGGCUCAACUGCAGGCUCCAGCCCCACCCCGGGCAGCCCACCCAGUGGAUAUCUGGUGCCUUCGCCACAACACUCUCUGCCCUCCUCCUUGGAAGAGCUGACCCUUACCGAGAUCGGGGCUAUCAAGCCGCAAACAGCCAGCUCUCCCUCCUCGCCCAAGGUAGCCUUCCAGUUCCCUGAGGCGGUUCGCUAUUCUAACAAAGGCCCAUCACCUCCAACACAGAGCAGAGUGCCCGCUGCCAAGCAGAAUGGAGCUACUGGCACCUUCACCAAGACUGGAGGGAUGGUGCUACUCUGCAAGGUUUGUGGUGACAUCGCCUCCGGCUUCCAUUAUGGUGUCCAUGCCUGCGAAGGAUGCAAGGGCUUCUUCCGCCGGAGCAUCCAACAGAACAUCAACUACAAGAUGUGUGUGAAGAACGAAAACUGCAUGAUCAUGCGGAUGAAUCGCAACCGCUGCCAGCACUGCCGUUUCAAGAAGUGUCUGGCAGUGGGCAUGUCAAGAGAUGCCGUGCGCUUUGGGCGCAUCCCCAAGAGGGAGAAGCAGCGUCUCCUUGAUGAGAUGCAGAGCUAUAUGAACAGCUUGAACGAGGCCCCCAUGGACGUCGGCCUGAGCCCUGAGGCAGAUGCCCCACCCAGCCCAAACGUCCAGGAAGAGGAAGCCAUCAAUGCCAUCUCGAGGGCUUACCAUGAUAUCUUUGUGAGUGGCCAAGACCGCCUGGGCAAGCACGGAGGAACUCCGGGGGCUGAGGCCUGCCCCUUGACCAACUACAAUGACCAGCAGCUUAACAACUCCUACGGCUACAGGCAGUACGAGUCGGCUACCUUGCGUUUGUCCAGCUACAGCCCUCAGGAAUCAUCCGGUUAUGUGGACAAUAGUCCCCGUGGCUUCGGCAAUGAGAUCUUCCAGGCCCAGCAGGCUGGCUAUCUGCACAAUGGUGGCCGCUACCCAGCCUUUGAGUAUGGCUAUCCUGAGACAAAUGCCCAGAGGGGCUGCCCUUGGCGGGGGACAACCAGCAGAGGCAUCGCAUGUCCUCUGAACGCCACCCCCUACUGCAGCAAUGGCAAGAGCAGCCAGCAGGUGUGGGAGGAGUUUUCGCAGUGCUUCACGCCAGCCGUCAAGGAGGUGGUGGAGUUUGCCAAGAGCAUCCCGGGCUUCCAGUCACUCUGCCAGCAGGACCAGGUCAUGCUGCUCAAAGCUGGCACCUUCCAGGUGCUGAUGGUGCGCUUCUCCUCCCUGUUCAACCCCAAGGAGAAAGUGGUGACUUUCCUGAGUGGGGAGACAUACUCUCUUUGCAGCCUACGCACCAUGGGAAUGGGAUCCCUGCUGGACGCCAUGUUUGAGUUCAGUGAGAAACUCAGCUCGCUGGGCUUGGAUGCCCAGGAAAUGGCUCUCUUCAUGGCCGUGGUUCUUGUCUCAGCAGAUCGCUCUGGCAUUUCUGAUGUGGAUGCAGUUGAAAUCCUCCAGGAGACCUUAAUACGAUCCUUGAGAACUCUAGUAACCAAAAAGCAUCCCGAUGACUCCACACUCUUCCCCAAGCUGCUUCUCCGUCUCCCUGACCUGAGGACCCUCAACAACCAGCAUUCAGAGAAACUCCUUGCCUUCCGGAUCAACCCGUAAGCCCUCUAGACCAAGUCAGCCUCUUAAACCCUAGGAAAUGCGGGAGGGAAGAAGAACGGCAUAUCAACCGAAUCAAACAAGAUUGGACUACAUUUUGCUCUUUGAAAGAAGGUGAUAGCGGAAGAGGAGCAGAAGGGAUCCGGCAAGGGCGGGGAGCCCAUUGUCCAUCAAAGCUGGGAUCUGCUAACAGCAGAUUCCUCCCUGGUGAGGAGAACCGAUGCAGGAGGAAGAGCGCGUCGCCCGGACAGCGCUCUCCGGGGCCCUGUGUGGAUUUGAAGAUCAUUUCUUCGCUAGAGGAGAUCCAGCAAAUGAACUGGACAUGCAUUGUACCGUUUUGUUCCUAAAUGUGUGUUUUAUAUAUACAUCAUUUCCUCUCAUAUGAUAUUGUCUUGAGGUUCUAUUCUGUAUAUAAAGACAACGCGAGUAUUGUACAUAAUAGUAACUGUUGGUAGCUCUCGGGACGGGAAAACCCUUCAUUCCCUUCCUGAAUCUGCAUGCUAGCCCCAAGUUUUAGCCUUCUUUUGACUCUGUUCCCUGGCGAAAGGAGUAGCAUGUAUGAGGGUGGGGCUAGGUGCUAUACUGUCUUUUAAAGUUGUUCAGUAUAUACUGCAGAUUCAACUGGGUAACUUAUCUUCAGAGCUAAAGUAGAACUACGCAAACUAGCCAGUUUCUACCACUCCUUCCCGAGCAAGCGAGCAGGGCUACAGUCGUAUUUUUUUUUGUCUUGUCUGAUGUGGGUAACUAUAUAAUGUAUAUUUUGUAAAAAUAUCUUGAAACCACAAAAGGAGCUUCCACCGGUACAUAGACGGAAUUGCACUCAAGAUGGCCGUGACGAUGCCUGAUGAGGUUUGGGGCUGGUUUCUCUGAAAGGCAGUUCAUAACGGAAGGCAAGCACAAGUUGGAGGG